Molecule: messenger RNA, 1041 nt
Organism: Schizosaccharomyces osmophilus
Lineage: Eukaryota; Fungi; Ascomycota; Schizosaccharomycetes; Schizosaccharomycetales; Schizosaccharomycetaceae
Product: 2-dehydropantoate 2-reductase
Exons: 1
Coding region: 1-1041 (346 amino acids)
Biological process (GO): pantothenate biosynthetic process
Cellular component (GO): cytoplasm; mitochondrion
Molecular function (GO): NADP binding; 2-dehydropantoate 2-reductase activity
Source: RefSeq, a predicted model, not a curated record
AUGGAUGGCUCUGUUUAUGUUCUAGGAGUUGGAAGUAUUGGGACCUUUCUGAGUUGCGAGCUGUCGAGCUUACCAAACUUCGAGGACAAAGUUGUGUUGCUUUUACGAAACAAAGACAGACUUAAACAAUUUAGAGAAAACGGCUCGUACUUGACGCUCGAAAGGAUACUUGACAAUAAACAGGAGUUAAUUCGACACAAAGUGAAAGCAACAUGUCCAUCGGAAGUUAAUGUGGAUGCGCUAGACAAUUUAAUAGUGACUGCAAAGACAACUGAGACAGAAGCAGCAAUACGUGAUUACCUUCCAAUGCUAAAUAAGCAUUCUAACGUUUUGUUUGUUCAUAACGGGUUCGGUGUAAUUGAAGCUUUAAUUAAGACCGUUUGGAAAAAUCCGUACACACGGCCUAAUCUUUAUCAGGGAGUCACUUCACACUCCGUUUCAUCAAAAGAAAGCUUCUGGUAUUAUCACACAUGCUUUGGAGUUCUAAAAAUUGCCAAAGUUCCCAGAAUUGAUGAAGGCCAGUCAGUCCCUAAUACGGUUGAACCCUGUGCCAUGGUACAAGGUUUAUUAGAGGCGAAAAUGACUAACGGUAGUUACUUGGAAUAUGUGGAUUUACUGAUUUUUCAAUGUCAAAAAUUUAUGGUUAAUUCUUGCAUGAACUCCACAACCGCAAUUAUGAAUUGUGUGAACUAUGAACUAUCCAAUAUUACCGAGGUGAAAUCCCUUUUUCAUUCAAUAAUCAUUGAAUGUGUUGAUGUCUUGUUUAAAUCAAACAAUCUUCUAGCUAAAAGUGAAAAAGCUAGGGAGAUUUUAAGUGUUCCGAAAUUAUUGAAUCUAAUUCUGUACCUUGGAUUUGUGGAAAAUGCAAAAAACAGUACUUCUAUGAGAAUUGACACCCUCCAGAAAAGAGAAACAGAGAUUGAUUCGCUGAAUGGAUGGAUUGUCAAGUUGGCUGAGGAGUUAGAUUAUGAAGCUACCGUGAACAAGACGAUAACUUUAUUGGUUAAAGCCAGAACCAAAGUUAAUCAAAGACGUCUUUGA